This is a messenger RNA of Corylus avellana, 2594 nucleotides long. The record is from RefSeq and is a predicted model, not a curated record. NCBI's taxonomy places the organism in Eukaryota, Viridiplantae, Streptophyta, Magnoliopsida, Fagales, Betulaceae.
AAAAUCAUUUACUGUGUGGCGAGUGAUAUUUACAGUUUUACCCUUCUCCGAAAAUCAGAUUCCGAGCCAAAAGAGGUCUCGGCGUCUUCCUCGUGCUCCAAAAGUUCCGUCUCUCAAAAUUUCACGAGUUCUUUCCCUGUAACAGAUUCCCUCCGUAUUAAAAUCUAUCAGCCUUCUCUGCAUGUAGUUUCUGCGGCCUUCCCUAGGCGAUUUUUUCCUUUCUUUUUUUUUUUUUUUUCAACGGUUAUUUGUUGGCAGCUAAAGCUUCACCGUUAACCGCCUUAAGAUGGGAGGGUUUUACACCGGCGGACUAGUACAUUUUCGUUUUGAGCGGAGGUAGAUUCAGAAUUUGAGAGAUUUCUUUUGGUUCUCUUGUCAGAGAGAUUGAUGCCAUCAAGUGCACUUAAGAGAUUAGAGAUACAUUUCCUCUAUGUGGUCUCGGAGUUAAUAAGUUCUGGUUUGACCUGAUUGUUAGCAAGCUGAUUUUAUGCGGUGUAGUGAACCGUUUAUGAUGGCUUGCCCUCUGUAAGAGAGUGUAUGCGCCAAAAGAUCUUGGUCAGAGAGUUGUGGACCAAAAAUUUAUCCCCACUUGAUUGGAUAAAUUCAAGUAUAUAUAGGAAUUAAGCAAAAUUCUAUAUUUCAAAAUUAUGUGGUCACCCCAACGCCGCACCUCAUAGAUUUCUUACUUGGGAUCUGAGUGUCAUUAUGGGUCCUACUCUUCUGUGAGCAAACCCUUUAUAUUGGAAACCUCAACUUUGCACAAAGCUGUAGAUUACAGAGAAAUGGAUGGGGAUACUUCUGGUGUAGAGGGUGAUAACUGGAACACUGAUGAUGAGCUGGAAAUUGAUAACUUCUCUUUAUCUUCUAAUUCAAGUUUGACACUUCCAAAUGGAGAAGCUCUUGCUUGCUCUGGGGAGGCAAGCUCGUCGGCUGGUUCUUCCAACUCCAAGUUGAUUGAUCAUUUCAUAGGGAUGGGGUUCUCUGAAAAGAUGGUCGCCAAAGCAAUUCAGGAAAAUGGAAAGGAAAAUACAGAUUCAAUUCUAGAAACCCUCCUCACAUACUCGGCUCUUGAAAGCUCUCCCCAUGGACAGCAACAUAUCGAUUCUGAUCAUUGUUCUUUGGAAUGUGAAGGGAGCUUUCUUGAUGAUUUCUCAGAUAUUGAUAGUUUUUCCGACGAGGAAAUCACAAAUCCUGUGUCUGAUGAGGAGGGUAAAUUGUCGUCGUUAGUGAAAAUGGGGUACACAAUGGACGAGGCUUCAAUAGCAAUAGAGAGAUGUGGUCUCGACUCCUCACUUGUGGAGUUGACAGAUUUUAUCACUGCUGCUCAAAUGGCCAAGGUGGCAGAUGUUCAUUUCCCCCUUGAAGACAAGCCGAUUCCUAAUCAUUCAUUCAAGAAAAGGAAACAUUUUGAUUAUGAGAUGUGGAAAAGAAAAAAGCAGAGGGGGUUAGAGAAGAGGCUCCUUCAUGAUGAUGAUGAGGAGAUAAUUCGUCUCCCAAAUCCAAUGAUUGGGUUUGGUGUCCCUAAUGAUUUAUGCCAGACAAUUCAUAGAACACUUCCAGAGGCAGCCAUUGGGCCUCCCUUUUUCUAUUAUGAGAAUGUGGCUCUUGCUCCUAAAGGGGUUUGGACCACUAUUUCACGGUUCCUGUAUGAUGUGGAGCCGGAAUUUGUUGAUUCAAAAUAUUUCUGUGCUGCUGCUAGGAAAAGGGGCUAUGUUCACAAUCUCCCAAUCGAGGACAGAUUUCCUCUUGUUCCGCUUCCACCAAGCACCAUCUCUGAGGCAUUUCCCUUAACAAAGAAAUGGUGGCCUUCGUGGGACCCGAGAACAAAGUUGAAUUGCCUACAAACUUGCGUUGGCAGUGCAAAACUGACAGAGAGAAUCCGCAAGGCAAUUGAAGACUAUGAUGGUGAACCACCGCAGCAUGUUCAAAAGUAUGUGCUUGAUGAAUGUCGAAAGUGGAAUCUGGUCUGGGUUGGGAGGAACAAGGUUGCCCCGCUUGAGCCUGAUGAAGUAGAAAAGCUUUUGGGAUUCCCAACUAACCACACGAGGGGAGGUGGAAUAAGUCGAACUGAUAGAUUUAAAUCACUCGGUAAUUCAUUCCAGGUUGACACAGUAGCAUACCAUCUCUCGGUCUUGAAAGCCAUGUUCCCAAAUGGGAUCAAUCUUCUUUCUCUUUUCUCUGGGAUUGGUGGUGCGGAAGUAGCCCUACAUAGGCUUGGUAUCCCUCUUAAGAAUGUUGUAUCAGUUGAGAUUUCAGAAGUAAAUAGAAAUAUCGUCAGGAGUUGGUGGGAGCAAACAAACCAGAGAGGGAAUUUGAUCGACCUUCCAGACGUGCAGCAGUUAAAUGGUGAUCGGUUGGAGGAGUUGAUGGGCUCGUUUGGAGGAUUUGAUCUUGUAGUUGGAGGGAGCCCAUGUAAUAAUCUCGCAGGUAGCAACAGGCUUCAUCGAGAUGGACUCGAGGGUAAAGAAUCUUCACUCUUCUAUGAUUUCUUUCGUAUUCUAGACUUAGUCAAAUGUAUCAUGAACAAAACACAAUGAUUUCAUGUUAAGAGCCGUUUUUCCUGGUACUUGUUUAAUUUAGAUUUCUUGGAUCUU